Lottia gigantea (owl limpet) is the source of this 451-nucleotide messenger RNA. RefSeq lists its product as hypothetical. The annotation marks the transcript as partial. The transcript has 4 exons. Lineage: Eukaryota; Metazoa; Mollusca; Gastropoda; Lottiidae. The record is from RefSeq and is a predicted model, not a curated record.
AUGAACCUGUUAUUUGGAGCCUCUAUUUUUAUAAUUUUUAGUCUACAUGUCAAAAGUCAAAUAUUGCAAAAGCGAUUUGAAGAUAGAACAUAUAUGUUUUUUAGUAGAACAGCAACAUUUAGUGGGAUGGAGAAAUUAUGUAAACAACAGAAUGCUACUAUAGCCCCAGCCCGAACACUUGCAGAAAACAACUUCCUGUAUAAUAUGAGGCGACAAGCUGGUUUUGGUAGAUUUAGAAUGUGGAUUGGUGGUGUUAGAAACGGUACUGGUGGUGCUUUUGUUUGGUCAGAUGGUUCACCUUUGACCUUUACCAACUGGAUAGGAGGAGAACCAAACAACGCCGGUGGAAAAGAAAACUGCAUGGUCAUGGUAGUUGAAAAAUCCGGUAAAAAAGCUGGAUGGAGAGACAUUUCAUGUGAAGAAUUUUUUCAUCAAGUAAUAUGUGUGACAU